Molecule: messenger RNA, 9070 nt
Organism: Podarcis lilfordi (Lilford's wall lizard)
Lineage: Eukaryota; Metazoa; Chordata; Lepidosauria; Squamata; Lacertidae
Source: the annotation of a GenBank genome assembly
GCUCAGCAAAAGUUCGCUGCCAGAAGACAGGCUGGCCCGGAAAAAUAUUUCCACCUGCGGGUUACCUGCUUUGCACCUGUAACUCACCUGGGAAGUUCUCCAGGGAGCUGUGGCCGCCAAGUGGCAGGCAGGCGGAUGUGCCGGAGUCAGCUGCGAGGGCAAAACCUGCAGUGGGAGAGAAAGAGAGAAAAAUCAGCACCCCUCCACCACAUUGGGGUCUUUUGGGGCUGGCUGCCCUUCCUGCGGAUCUGAAGCUUGCAGGUGUGAGUUGAAGGGGAAAGAUGAGCAUUUCGUCGGAAUCGAAUUCCCUUCGGAAACAAAUUGGGAGCAACCUGCAAACGGUGAGUGAAUCACGGGGCCCAGGACUUCCUGGAACAGCUAGCUGGGGAGGGGCAGUGCAGCUCCGAGCUUUGCAGAAGGUCAUGGGUUCAAUUCCCAGCAUCUCAAGGUAACAGAAAGGCCCAGGUAAGUUGGUGACUUCUUGCUUUCUGCCGGAGCCCCUGGAGAGCUCCUCUUAAUCAAAGUUAAUAAUACUGGUCUCAGGGACCAGUGCCAGAUUUACAUAUAAGCUAUAGCUUAGGGCCCCACUCUCUUGGGGGCCCCCCAAAAAAAAUUAAAGGGAAAAAAUGGAUGUACAUUUCCAAAAUAUAAGAUAAAAAACAAGUAAAAUAAAACCUACAUAGAGCAAGAGUGUUUUGUGUUGUGCAGGCUCCUAUGAUGUAAGUCAGGCAUGUCCAACAGGUAGAUCGCAAUCUACUGGUAGAUCACGGGGUGUUCCUGGUAGAUCCUGGUUGAUCUCUGGCCCCUGAGCGAUCUCCUCACAAAAAAACCCAACUCUGUCUUCCUAAAAAAAAAAGCUCAAGCUCCACAACUUUGGCUAGAUCACUGCCAGUCUUUUUACGGCAGUGGGUAGAUCACUGCCAGUUUUUCUAUACUGUGAGUAGAUCACAGACUAUUGGGAGUUGGACAUCCCUGAUGUAAGUCAUGGGCCCCGCCUGCUAGCCUGCUCCCUAAAAUAUCACUGUUUCGCUCCUUUCUAUAUAUAGGGUGCCUCCAUUCUGCAUGGACUGAUUGCAUGGCAACAUGUGCAAAUGGCUUGAGAUACCUAUUAGGUCCAUAAAUUACCAUAUAGCAUAUAUUCAACACACAAAAAAGCAGCAGAAAUUUGUUGCUGACAAAGGACAGCUGGACGUAUAAAGGGCCCCAUUACCUUCAGUAGCUUAGGGCCUCAUCAAACCUAAAUCCGGCCCUGUCAGAGACCAUCAUCCACACCAACCUUUCCUCCACAGGCAUGGGCUUUCCAGGGCUUUCUCAGAGUGUUUCCUCCCCAUUUGUUCUGGUGCUUUCCCUGGGGUAACCCGCAGUUUCCCACUGAAUCUGAGCAAAAAACAAUCUGCUGUUCAGCGAUAAAAAGUGGGUUUUCCUGCAUCUAGAAACGCAGAGCAGGGGUAAAUGGGUGAGCCCUCAAUGCGACAGUGAUGUGUCUCAGGGCUCAUCUGGUUCUGUUUUAUUCAUUUAUUUCAUUUAUAAACAGAUUUCUGUUUAUGCCAUGAUUUCCAGGCUCAGGUACGAGAGGGUGGGGUUUUUUUUUGUCCUGCCGCUUUUCCUGGGAAAACCCUCUGUUUACCACUGAAUCGGAACAAAUAUCAAUGGGUGUUUCCACGGAUUUACGUUUGUUCCCAUUCAGCAGAGGAUUUUCUCAGGGAAAGCGGCGGGACAAAAAAUUGUGGCACAAAUGGAAGUCUGCAUGAGUCCUUGUUCUGCCAUUAUUAUAAUUAUUAUUAUAUUGUAUUUAUUCAUUGCUUUUCACAUGAAAGUGUCUCAAAACGAGUAGCAAUGUAAGAACAGAAAUAGCAAAAAACAAACAAACCAUAAAAAGCAAGUAUAAGAACAUGAAUAAAGCAAGAACCUUGGCUUCAUAGUAACUAUGAUUAAGCUAACCUUAUUACAAAAAUAUACCUAUUAACCAGCCUAACAGGUUUAUGGGGAAAUGAGUACAGUAUUUCUUUAAAAUGCUUUCGAACGUUUCAACGUUAAUGCUUUCAACCUGCGGUAACAGUAUUACAUCAUGCUCUUCAUCCUUGAUUUAUUUUGUUUAUUAAUAAGAUAUUUUUAAAAAACAACAACCCAAGAACGCAAAAUGCUCAUCCAUAAAUAUUUAGAAAAAGACAGGUCCACCCCACCAAAAGCAGACCCUCCAACUGUCCCUGUUUUCCAGGGACAGUCCUGGAUUUACAGAAGCUGUCCUGGUUUCUGAAUUGAUCCCAGAAUGUCCCGCAUUUCCUUAGGACGUCCCUAUUUUCAUCGGAGAAACGUUGGAGGCUAUAGAGUCAUGCGACCCCCGAGCCAAGGAGAUAAGUAAUUAUACAACCUUUAGAAGGCAUCUGAAGGCAGUUUUUUAAAUGUUUAAUGUUUUAUUAUGUUUUUAUAUAUGUUGGAAGCCGCCCAGAGUAGCUGGGGCAAUGCCAGUGGAGUAUAAAUUUGUAAAACCUUUUAUUGGCAUCACAUACAACAUCCAAAGCAAAACCAAUCAAUACAGAAUUACCACUUCCCCAGUGGCACAAAACAUUUGCUAAAAGAAAGGAGGCAGAGAAGUCUGUUGUCACAUCUCUAGGUCUCCAGGGAGAUCAGACGUCUGCAGUGUAUUUCGGCGACAAAAAACCACAUAGAGAUAUUUAGCCACUAACUUGGUGAGCUCCUGAUCAUUCCCCAGGAAUAGAAAUUGUAUGACCUCCGACUCUGGUUUCCAUUUGGGGAUACAGAGUUGAUCUAGAAAUCGCUGGCGGAGAUCAGCAUAUAGUUUACAACUGAGAACCAUAUGUGUAAGGUUUUCCACCAGGUGGUCUUCGCAUGGGCAAGUUCUUUCUCUUUCCACCCUGCCUGAGAACCUUCCCCAAAGGAGAUUGGAUGGAUUUGAAUUAAAUCUGGCCAGUGAAAAUGCCCUCCUUUCUUGAGGGUUAAGCAGAAAUUCAAGGUAAUUAUGGUUAGUUUCAUGGGCCCAAGAAAGUUGAAAAUAAAGAGGGGAACAUGUUUUCUCUGCUGCUACUGUUAGUUCUUAGUGUUCAGUAUCCCACAACUUAGUUUUUAUUAUAGCCUUUGCAGAUGGUAGGGACAUCGAUCGCAAAAUUUCCACUGACAGCCCGAGUUGCUGUACCUUCUUGUUAAACUGUUGUAGCCCUGGGGAAAGAAAGGGAAAUAAUAAAAUUAUUAUUAUUAUGGAAUAGGACAUCCCUAUUUUCAUCAGAGAAAUGUUGGAGGGUUUGCAAAAGCAGGUGUGCAAGAGACCCCAGGCAUACUUGGUUACCCUCCAAAAUAAGGGCCAAAAGCCUGUGUUAAUGAACUUAAAGAUUGGAAAAAUGAUAAACAGUGAGAAAUCAGAGUGGACAGAUCCAUCCUUCCUUCCCUGGAUAUCACCUUGCUUUCCUUUUCUUUGUUUCCAGCAGUCUCAAAUCAUAGAGCUCAAUGUUGGCGGGGAGAUAUUCACCACCACCCUAAGCACCUUGAAGAAGCACCCUGGUUCCAAGCUGGCUGAGAUGUUUGCCAGUGGACAGACCAAGCCCCGCACGGACCCCGAGGGAAGAUAUUUCAUAGACCGGCCCGGGACUUACUUCAAGUACAUCUUGGAAUACCUGCGCAGCAACCAGGUGCCCACGAACUGCGUCCAGGAGGUGUACAAGGAAGCCCUCUUUUACGACAUCGAGCCUUUGGUCAAGCAGCUGGAGGACUCUCCUCAGAUCUUUGGGGAGCUGGUGGCCAGGAAACAGUUCCUUGCCCGCGUGCCCAGCUACAACGAGAACAUCGAGCUGAUGAUCCGCAUCGCGAGGGCAGAGGCGGUGGCGGCCCGGCAAUCUAGCGUCAUGGUGUGCGUGAUGAAGACCGAUGAGGAUGUCGUCAAGUGCCACGACACCCUCAACGGCUUGGACUCCUACAAGAAAUCGGUGGUCAAAUUUGGACCCUGGAAAGCCUCUCCCGGCAUUUCUGACCUACUCGACUGCAUCAAGAUUGACGUGGAGGCCAAAGGGUACAAGAUCUCUCUCCAGGGCUAUGUUCCGGAAAAGGGCUUCCGCUUCAAAUCCAAUGACUACUUCUACAAAUUUCUCUUCACUUGGUGGUAGCGGAAAGCCAGUGGGAAGGGCCUCGGCCCAGUAUACCUGAUGGAGCGUCUCCACCCCCAUCAUUCAGCCCAGACACUGAGGUCCAGCUCCGAGGGCCUUCUGGCGGUUCCCUCACUGUGAGAAGUGAGAUUACAGGGAACCAGGAAGAGGGCCUUCUCGGUGGUGGCGCUCACACUGUGGAAUGCCCUCCCAUCAGAUGUCAAGGAAAUAAACAACUACCUGACUUUUAGAAGACAUCUGAAGGCAGCUCUGUUUAGGGAAGUUUUUAAUGUUUGAUCUUUCAUCAUGUUUUUAAUACAGUGGUACCUCAGGUUACAUACACUUCAGGUUGCAGACUCCACUAACCCAGAAAUAGUACCUCGGGUUAAGAACUUUGCUUCAGGAUGAGAACAGAAAUCGUGUUCCGGCGGCGCGGCGGCAGCAGGAGGCCCCAUUAGCUAAAGUGGUGCCUCAGGUUAAGAACAGUUUCAGGUUAAGAACGGACCUCCGGAACGAAUUACAUACUUAACCCCCGAGGUACCACUGUAUUCUGUUAGGAGCCGCCCCAGGGUGGCUGGGGAAACCCAGCCAGAUGGGUGCGGUAUAAAUAAUAAUUUUAUUAUUAUUAUAAUUGUUAUUAUUAUAGCUCAGUGGUAGAUCCCACGCCUCACCUGCAAAAUCCAGUCCUCGGUGGCAUCUCUGAGCAAGACUGGGAAUUUCCCCUGCCUGAAACUCCACAAAGCUGCUGCAGGUCAGUUUAGACAAAUAUUGAGCUAGAGGGGCUAAUGGUCUGAUUUGGCAUAAGGCAGGUUCCUAUGUUCUUAUAUCCAAUGGGUUGGUGCUUCAAAGUAAGUGGACCUCAGCUGCUGAUAAUAUUGCCUGCUGGAAUGACCUGAGAGCUUUGCUCCUGUUGGCAGCCCGACAGAUGGAAUCAUAGAAUCAUAGAGUUGGAAGAGACCACAAGGGCCAUCGAGUCCAACCCCCUGCCAAGCAGGAAACACCAUCAGAGCACUCCUGACAUAUGGUUGUCAAGCCUCUGCUUAAAGACCUCCAAAGAAGGAGACUCCACCACACUCCUUGGCAGCAAAUUCCACUGUCGAACAGCUCUUCCUGUCAGGAAGUUCUUCCUAAUGUUUAGGUGGAAUCUUCUUUCUUGUAGUUUGGAUCCAUUGCUCCAUGUCCGCUUCUCUGGAGCAGCAGAAAACAACCUUUCUCCCUCCUCUAUGUGACAUCCUUUUAUAUAUUUGAACAUGGCUAUCAUAUCACCCCUUAACCUCCUCUUCUCCAGGCUAAACAUGCCCAGCUCCCUUAGCCGUUCCUCAUAAGGCAUUGUUUCCAGGCCUUUGACCAUUUUUGUUGCCCUCCUCUGGACACGUUCCAGUUUGUCAGUGUCCUUCUUGAACUGUGGUGCCCAGAACUGGACACAGUACUCCAGGUGAGGUCUGAGCAGAGCAGAAUAUCCCCAACACAUUUGGGGCAAGGGUGGAUUUCCUCGUUCCCAAGUCCGACUGGAGUUAAUUUGCCUUGAUUCAGAGUCAUGCAUCUUGGCUAAAUCUAUCUCACCUGCUUCUCCUGCAAUUUCCACCUGGAUUCGUACUGUUGCAAGGAAAAUACAGGCAGCUCCCAGUUUACAGGCACUGAAACAGCAUAUACAGUGGUUCUUGAACUUAAUCCGUUCCAGGAGGCCAUUCGACUCCCAAAACGGUUCAAAAACCAAGGCGUGGCUUCCGAUUGGCUGCAGGAGCUUCCUGCACUCAAGCGGAAGCUGCGUCGGACGUUCGGCUUCUGAAAAACGUUCGCAAACCGGAACGCUUACUUCCGAGUUUGCAGUAUUCGGGAGCCGAUUUGUUCGGCAACUAAGCCGUUUGGGAACCAAGGUUUGACUGUAUUUGAAACACCGUUGAAAAAGCCUGCAAACACCCUGUUCUGCCACCACCCUGCCCCCUUUUUGGUGCAAUGCAUAUUUGUGUGGUCACACACAUAUUGAACAUGUGUAUAUGGGGAGUUGCCUGUACUACAGUUUGAUAUGAUAUGAUACAAUAAUCUUUAUUGUCAUUGUUCCAUACAGAACAACGAAAUUGGGGAAAAAAAUCUACAUCAGACAUUCAAAACCAACAAGCCUGCUAUCCCAGCUAUCCCAACCUAGUUAGCCCCCUAAAAGCUCUGAUACCCCAUUUUUAAAAUACAGUACACUCCCAUAGAGACUUCUUACACUGCAUUUAAAACCAAAAUCGCAUUUGGAUAGAAACUGUUUCUCAGGCAGUUAGUCCUAGUCCUUAUAACCCUGUACCUUCUUCCAGAAGGCAGAAGCUGAAAGAGAUAAUUUCCGGGGUGCACACUAUCCUGCGCUAUCUCUGCAGCUUUCUUAUGGCACUCGGAAGCACAGAUUUGAUCCAAGGUGGGAAGAGUGCACCCAGUUAUUCUCUCCGCAGUCUUUACAACCCUGGACAGCACUGUUUUUUCCCUGACUGUGCAGCUCCCAAACCACACACACAGACCAUAAGUUAAUACACUCUCCACAGUACAAUGGUAAAAUGCCAUCAACAGGUCCUUUGAGAGAUUGUUUUUCCAGUGGAUUCUCAGUUCACAGGGGACAGAUUGCCUGUGGUCUGGAUUUAUGGUGUGCCGUGGCCCGAAGGUUAUUUUUUUGUGGGGCUCAGAGCUGAUAGACUCCCAGCUCUUUGACUGUAUUGUACCAGGGAGAGGACAAGAGCGCAUGGUGCACAAAUAGACUUUGUGGCUGUGUGCAUCAGCAUAUAGCACCUGACACAGGGGAACAGCUUUCUGGUUGUUUGAGGAAUGUAUUCUUUAGGGGCAGUCUGAACAUUUAUUUCAAGACUGGAGAGCUCUACAGAGCCCUCAUAUUGGCUGCAUUUGCACCUCUGGAUUAAAUAAGGUAAUAAAGCUGUAAUCAUAUGCAAACUCGGUAGGUAAGAAGCACAUCCCUCUUCGUAAACAUGCCUAGGAGCAGCUUUUGAAGAAUGUCAAAUAGGAACUGGGAACGUAUUUCCAUUGUUAAUGGAGAAAUCUGAGGGCUCCCUUGGACAAAAAACAAGGACACCAGCCAGGAAGACCAGAGCAAAACAGCAGCCAGUAGGCUUGGUCUUUAUUGAAGACUGUCAGGACAGGACUCCCACCUGCCACAAGGUGGAACAAGAUGGAAGCCCUGAACAAAAGAGCCCCCAAACUUUUAUUAGCUGCUAAUCCCCAUGUUACACCCCCCCCAAACUACAUCAUGGUUACAUCAUGAAAGGGGAGGUCUGGUGGCAGUAAUCUGAGCAUCCUGGACCCUGCCCCAUGGUUCCCCUUGCCCUCCACCAAACACCCAUCAAGUGUAACAAAAGAGAUAUUUACAUUUCCCUGUUUCCCAGCCAAGUUAAUCACACCCUUUUGUCUUCAUCUGGGUUUGUUAUUUCUGGAAUGGCUACCUGUCUGGCACUCAGGUAUCAGGAUGCCAGGAAUUAUCACUCAGGCAGAGGGGCUGCUGAGUAGCUGAGCUCACAUGUCUAUAUGAAUUUCUGAAGUUUUCCAGUGAGCCAGUACAGAGAUACAUUUAUCAGUGAAGCCUUAGAUUUGGUAUCGUGCAGCAAAGGCCCUUUGAAUAGAUAGGAAGAAACUGUGACCAAGUGUUUUGUGGGGACAAGUCACAAAAGUGAUUGUGCUGAUUUUGGUAGUGGGCUGCAUGUGCAUGAUAUCUGCUGGAGGGGCAACCCCCCUCCAACCUAGACAUAAAUUCCUGCAACACCAUCUUCUGGUUUUUCCCAGCUAGUGGAUGACUCUUGUGGCAAUGAGUUCUGAAGAGUGGGUGAUUGUGUGAAUAGCACUUCUUUCUGGUUGCCUGAACCAGCCAUCACUUUCACUAGUGUCCCCACUAGUGAAACCCAGAACCAAUGACAUAAAAUUGUUGGUGGGGCAGGGGGAAGGAAAACAAACAUUAGUCAGUUAGUUCAGUAUUCCUAUUGUUUUACUUGAUGGGGGGGGGCAGCUGCCAGUAUGUGAUUGAACCCUACCCAAAAAUAGUAAUAGUUUGGAAAUUCUCUUUGUGGUCUAUUGCCCCCCCCCCCCGAUCUGCCACCAGCACUUCUGCUAUAUUAGCCCUCAUAAACACCCUUUGCAUUUAUUUUUGAGAUUCAAGGCAGCUUCUCGAUUUAGUAUCCUUGUUCUUUAGGGAUAUUUGAACAAAUCACAUGCCUUGGAUUACUUCAUGUUUACUUUUAAACUCGAGUGCUGUCUUCCGUCAUAGCACUGCAUAUCUGUAUCGCUUAAUUGGCAUUUAUUUGUUCUGCAAAAGGCUGCGUAUACACAGUACAUUUAGAGUGCAUUUAAAGAGUGUUUUGUCCUCCCAAAGAUGCCUUUGUUCUGCAAAAGGCUGCGUAUACACAGUACAUUUAGAGUGCAUUUAAAGAGUGUUUUGUCCUCCCAAAGAUGCCUGUGUUUACCCUCACAAAGCUAUGAUUCCCAGCACCCUUUAGUUAAAGUUCCCAGAAUUCCUGGGUGGGCAGGGGGAGUGCUUUACAUAAAUGUGUAUGCAAAGACGUUGCAGGUUUCUGCAGCUAUAAGAGCAAAAAUACUGCAGAACAGAACACACAAGGGCAACAAUAUAUCUAGCAGGUGAGGGUGUGGAUUCAGGUGUUUAGGAACUUUUGAAACUUGAAUAUGGGUUAGGAUGCAAUAUUAUCUGUGUGAAGACACUAAUGUUAUCUGUGAAGACACUAAUAUUGAAAAAGCAGUGCGGGAAGCAUUUUUUAUGACUUCCCAGGAAACUUCGUAACUGUCCUGAAGGUGGCUCUUCGUGCAUGAAGGAACUUGCAACGGAGAUUGCAACGUGAACUUUACAACACACCAAGAGGUUCCACGCUAUCGCUUGUGGAUUGAAUUCACUGGUGCUAGGAUGUCGUAUGUUACAGUCGCAACUGAGAUUUUUGGAAUAUUAAGUGGUAUAUAAGUGCAAAUAAAUAAAUAAAUAAGCUGGCAUU